This is a messenger RNA of Tupaia belangeri chinensis (Chinese tree shrew), 3983 nucleotides long. It is a transcript of the gene PROM1, whose product is annotated as prominin 1. Bases 263 to 2812 code for a protein of 849 amino acids. Gene Ontology annotation, biological process: camera-type eye photoreceptor cell differentiation; photoreceptor cell maintenance. NCBI's taxonomy places the organism in Eukaryota, Metazoa, Chordata, Mammalia, Scandentia, Tupaiidae. The record is from RefSeq and is a predicted model, not a curated record. Gene Ontology annotation, molecular function: cholesterol binding. The transcript is spliced from 26 exons. Gene Ontology annotation, cellular component: microvillus; cilium; prominosome.
CCGGCUACUACUGGGGGUAGGGUCAGCGGUGACCCGGGAGGGAGCUGUAGCUGGAUUCCGGCACAGGGGCUGGUUCCUUGAAUGAAUGACCGUCUUGGAGAAUGAUUAUCUGUACUUCUUUCCGCAAGCCAGCCCAGCCAGAAAACUAAAGGAUCUGCAGGCCAGUGCCCAUAGGACCCUCACUGCCUUCCCCAACCUUUCUCAGAAGUUCUGAGGCAGGAGGCACCCUGUUCUACCUCAUGUUUGGGGCAUCUUACUAGCUAUGGCCCCCACGCUUGGCUUCUUCCUGCUGCUGGGACUCUGUGGGAACUCUGUGUCAGAAGAGCAGCCUUCAACCACAGAGACUCCUGGAGCAUUGAAUUAUGAGUUGCCUCCCAUGCAGUAUGAAACCCAAGACUCCUAUAAAACCGGACCUGUUGGCAUUCUUUAUCGAAUGGUGCACCUCUUCCUCUAUGUGGUACAGCCACAUGCUUUCCCUGAAGAAAUUUUCACAAAAAUCAUACAGAAGAAGAUUGAGCCCUCAAUUGAUUAUGAAAAGGUUGUCUACUAUGAAAUGGGGAUUAUUAUAUGUGCUUUUCUGGGCCUGCUCUUUGUCAUUUUUAUGCCUCUGGUGGGGUAUUUCUUUUGCAUGUGUCGUUGUUGUAACAAAUGUGGUGGAGAAAUGCACCAGCGGCAGAAGGAGAAUGGACCCUCCCUGAGGAAAUGCUUUGCAGGCUCCCUUCUGGUGAUUUGUAUGAUUAUAAGCAUUGGCAUCGUCUUCGGUUUUAUGGCAAACCACCAGGUCAGGACCCGGAGCAAGAGGACUUGGAGACUGGCAGACAGCAAUUUGAAAGAUUUGAGAACGCUCCUGAAUGGAACACCAGAGCAAAUUCACUAUAUACUGGCCCAGUACAACACCACCAAGGACAAGGCCAUCUCAGAUCUGAACAGUAUUAAUUCAUUGCUAGGAGGCAGAAUUCAUGAACGACUCAAACCUGAAGUGAUCCCUGUUCUUGAUGAGAUUAAAGCCAUAGUGACAGCGAUCAAAGAGACCAAAGAGGCCCUGGAGAACAUGAAGGGCAGCCUGGACACUCUGAGCAGUGGAAGCACCCAGCUGAACUACAGCCUGACUGAUGUGAAAAACAGCAUUCAGAGGUCACUUGGCGACCCUCUGUGCUUGGUACAUCCAGUGAGUGAGACCUGCAACAGCAUUAGAAAGUCUCUUAGCCAGCUGGAUAGCAACCUCGACUUGACUCAGCUCCCACCUGUGGAUGCAGAACUUGACAGUGUUAAUAGAGUUCUUAAAACUGAUUUGGAAGCCCUGGUACAAAAGGGCUAUAAAUCCUUUAAUGAUAUACCUGAGAGGGUACAAAACCAAACCGUGAGCAUCGUAGCAGAUGUCAAAAAGGCCUUGGAUUCCAUUGGGUCAGACAUCGACAAUGUAACCAAGCACAUUCCUAUCCAGGAUACACUGUCAUAUUUCACUGGUUAUCUUAAUGACACAGAAAGUUACAUCCACCACAAUUUACCCAAAAUAGAAGAAUAUGAUUCAUACUGGUGGCUGGUUGGCCUGGCGACCUGCUUUUUGCUGACUCUCACUGUGGUUUUUUACUACCUGGGCUUACUGUGUGGCGUAUUCGGCUAUGACAGGCAUGCCACCCCAACCAGCAGAGGCUGUGUCUCAAACACAGGCGGCGUCUUCCUCAUGGUUGGUGUUGGAUUAAGUUUCCUCUUUUGCUGGAUAUUCAUGAUCAUCGUGGUUCUUACUUUUUUCAUUGGUACAAAUAUGGAAAAAUUGAUCUGCGAACCUUAUGCAAACAGGAAGUUAUUCCGGGUUUUGGAUACACCUUAUUUACUAAAUGAAGACUGGGAAUACUAUCUCUCUGGCAUGAUACUUAAAAAACCAGAUAUUAAGCUCACUUUUGAACAAGUUUACAGUGACUGCAGAAAAAAUAGAGGCAUUUAUGCCACACUUCAGCUAGAGAACCACUUCAACAUCAGUGAGCAUCUCAACAUUAGAGACUAUACUGGAAGCAUAAACAAUGAAUUUGAAAAUAUGAAUGUAAAUAUUGAUAAUAUCAUUCUGCUGGAUGCAGCAGGAAAAAGAAACCUCCAGGAAUUUGCUGCUUGUGGAAUAGACAGACUAGACUAUGCCACCUAUCUGGCUCAGAGUGGUAAAUCCCCUGUAAAAGUGAAUCUUUUAUCAUUUGCAUUUGAUGUAGAAGCUAAAGCAAACCAUCUGCCCCCAGGAGCUUUGAGACAGUCCCUGAAAGUAAAUGCACAAGCGAUUAGAAUGAUUCACCAUCAACGAGUCCUUCCUAUGGAACAAUCACAGAGGACUUUAUACCAAAGUGUCAAGAUUCUUCAACGCACAAGCGAUGACUUGAUGGGGAGGAUGAACAAGAUUCUAUACUCCUUGGAUUCUGCCCAGACCUUCAUUACAAAUAAUAUCUCCUCUGUUGUUGUUGAAGAAACUAAGAAGUAUGUGAAAACAAUAAUAGGAUACUUCGAACACUAUCUGCAGUGGGUCAAGUUCUCUAUCACAGAGAAGCUGGCAUCCUGCAGACCCUUGGCCACAGCUCUUGAUUCUGCUAUCAAUGUCUUUCUGUGUAGCUACAUUAUUGACCCUCUGAAUUUGUUUUGGUUUGGCAUAGGAAAAGCUACCGUGUUUUUGCUUCCGGCUCUAAUUUUUGCUGUGAAGCUGGCCAAGUACUAUCGUCGAAUGGAUUCAGAGGAUGUGUAUGAUGAUAUGGAAAAUGGUAAUAAUGGUUAUCGUAAAGAUCAUUUAUAUGCCAUUCACAAUCCUGCUAUGACAAGCCCAUCACGGCAUUGACAGAUAAAGGUGAAAUUGCUUGAGCAUCAAGACACUGAAAGUGGAGAGGCUCACGAAUGUGGGUAGUUUCUGGGCCUCCAAGAACUUUAAGAAGCAGAAGGAUCUCUGGUGACAACAUUGUUAUGUGGGGACACUGAGGAAAUGGCAUCAUUAUCUCUGAACAAUACUGUUAGGAAUGAACACAAUCCCAUUCAUAGCUCACGUGUCCAUCACUGUUCACGGAUAACCCCGUCCUUUGUCCAUUUUUGAUUUUUACUUUUUUACACUGGGUUCUGUUUAGACACUACAACAUAUGGGGUGUUUGUUCCUAUUCCAUGCAUUUCUUUGUCAAACAGCUGUUCAAAUGUGAUAGCUCAGUUUCCAGCAUACUUCCAUAUGCGAGUGCGCUAAAUGCAUGCCAGUUUGCAGGAAAGAUGCAUCUUGUGUAUAGUAAAUUUUGUAUAUACCUUUUGAUACUGUGAUCAGAGUAUUUUCAACAACUGAGUAUUGUAGGAUUUUCAUCUAAAUGAACUUACUAUUGGGUCAGUGUUAAGUAUUGGUGCUGUCAAAAAUACAUUUCACAGAAAGUGUGUGAAAUCUACAGCACAUCCUUCCUCUCAGAGAUAUUCAUUUUACUUUCUCGAUGAGUGUCAUAUUCUGUUUGGAAAUAGCAUGCAAGAGCUUCCCAGAGAAAACCUGCUUUUCUUCUAGCAAAUUCAAAAUACAGAGAGACAGAGGGAGGGAGAGAUCUUGAGAGAAAUGCUGUUUAUUAGAAAGUGGAGUUGUUUUAACAGAUGCCAAUUUCAGUGUACAUUUUAAUGGAGUUUUCUGAUUUAUAAUGAUAAUUAGCAUAAUCGGAGUGCUGCUAACAUACAUGUCUGACUGUUGACGAGAAUGCUGAAAUGAAGUAUGAAAUGGUCCUGUCGUGAUUCUUAGUUUUGCUGUCUAGUGUGACUGGAUCCUUUGUAUUUGGUUUGUAUUUUUAGAACGUGAAGAAAGCACAAUGUAAAUAUCCAUUUGCUUUGAGAUUUUUGCACUGGAUUUGUCAUUACCAAAAGUGAUCAGCAGUGAAAAACUGUUCAAACAAAAUUUCGUGUUUAUGAAAUUGCAUUCAAGAAGUAGGCUUUUCAUAAGAUCUUUUCAUGUACAGGUUACAGUCCUGAUUCAUUUAAAUAAAAAGGAACUUGGAAAA